AUGGACACAUUGCAAGCAAAGAGUGAGCCGAACAGCAGCUCGGAGAAUCCAACGUCUUGGAGCUCGGAUUGUGAAGAAUGGCUGAGCCAAUUGGCAAGCAUGAGUGGUCCUGGCGCAGGGUUGCGCAGUGUUGGCACGCCAAUGGAGGAGAUUGAUUCGAUCUUUGACUCUGUCUUUGCUCCAAUCGCGGGAGACCCGACAGUACCGACGACCAAGGCGUCAUUAUCAAACCAACUCCAGUUAUAUGGGAGUGACGAGGAUCUUCUGGAUGCCUACUACGUCUUCAUCCAUCCGUAUCACCCUAUUCUACCCCCACCCGAACGAUCGCCUGUAUAUAACCGCCCCUUGUGCCAGAGACCCGAGUUCGAGCCCUCUAGUCCGCUCAGCCUGGCCAUUUCGGCCAUCCUGGUUCUCAUUCCCCAUCCGGAGGAAAUCAAUCCUUCAAGAGCAGGGUAUGUCAAGCUUCGUAGGGAAUUCGCGCAUUCCUUCGCUCGAAACGCCCUUGCUGCUAUCGGGGUUGACUCGGAGUCGUUGGAUCAGCCUGAUGGUCUUCAAGGAUUAAACCGGAAGCCAUUCCAUCCUAAGCUACCUGUACAUCUAGAAAGUAUCGUGGCGCUCAAUCUGCUAAGUGUGUAUGAGUAUGCACAACGCGGAAAUCUGAGCACGAUGCGAGAUCGGGCUGGAGAGGCGUUGAGCAUGGCCAUGAAACUGUCACUGCAUGAAUCGCUUGACGAAGAUGAAUAUGCAAGCGGCAAACGAAGGGCGUGGUGGAUGACAGGCUGGAAAAUUCCAGUUGAAGCCCAACAAACUCUUCUGGAAGCUGUUGCGUUUGUCCGAGACCUGGAAGAGAUCAAGGUAUCAGGCUGUCCCAUUCCUGGAAUCGGUGAAAGGAUGCUGGAUCUGGACGCACAGAUCGGCUCCUUGCUGUUUCUUUGCAGAGACGCUCCGUCUGUGUCGAAGAUAGCUCCUCGGCUGGAGUCUCCAGAGUCAAUGGCUUCCAAGAUCAUGAUCACAGUUGCCGAGAUUCGAUUGCACACUGCGAGGAUCAAAGCUCACCGACUAUGUGCCUUCCAAGAUAUACCUAGCUUCCAUCAACGACUCUAUGAAUUCGGACCAACGCCUACUGACUCCGACCCUGACUGCCGCGCAGAACCACCAUGUCAGAAUGGAGUCCAAGGACCGCUAUCCACAGAUCUUCUACCACCAUCGCCCCUCCAACUCCCCUUUACCUCCCAUGAAUCGUCGAAAAUCUGCUUCCACGGCGCCCUCAACAUCGUUACUCUCCUCCACAACCUCCCCUUUCCGAACCCAACCAACGAAAUCCCGCUCAACAGUCCCCCAUAUCUAUCCACCACCUCCCGAGUCGAGAUCCCAAGAAGCGUCCUUACAUUCGCCUGCUGCGGAAUGCAGUCUGGUUACGUGAUGCUGAUGCUAUGUUUGAAAGCGCGGUCUCUCCGCGAGCGCCGCAUGGAAGCAUCCAACUUUGCGAACACGUCGUCGUUGACGGGGCUUCUGAACGAGUUGCACCAGAGCUUGCGGCUGCUACUUAAGUGCUUGACGAAUUGCUCGGUGGCAUUUGAAGCGCUGCAGGGCAUGCGAGAUCAGAUAUCCCUCGCUAUGGAACAGGAGUUUCAGAGGUAA
Messenger RNA from Aspergillus clavatus NRRL 1, 1641 nucleotides. Its product is annotated as transcription factor domain-containing protein. The record is from RefSeq and is a predicted model, not a curated record. NCBI's taxonomy places the organism in Eukaryota, Fungi, Ascomycota, Eurotiomycetes, Eurotiales, Aspergillaceae. The transcript has 6 exons. The coding region runs from base 1 to 1641 and encodes 546 amino acids.